Messenger RNA from Pantherophis guttatus, 1901 nucleotides. RefSeq names its product CD96 molecule (gene CD96). NCBI's taxonomy places the organism in Eukaryota, Metazoa, Chordata, Lepidosauria, Squamata, Colubridae. Gene Ontology annotation, biological process: cell-matrix adhesion; inflammatory response. The record is from RefSeq and is a predicted model, not a curated record.
AAGAAUGAAACUAUCCGUUGUUGAAUACUGAGACAGACUGUUAUUAACAGUAUUUAUUUUUUUAUACGAUCGGAAGAUGAGAUUUCAGAUGUCUUAUUUACUGAUCCUAGCAUGUAUCCUCAAUGGAUGUUCUGCGGUUAUAAUUACAAAUGAAGAAACUGUCUCUGCUUUGGCUGGUAGCAAUGUGACUCUAAAAUGCAGCAUCUUGCAAGGAAAAGGAACCCAUGUAACACAGAUUCAGUGGUCUAAGUCUGCUGGUGGUCUAUCAAGAAUAAUAGCUGUAUAUAACCCUCUCUAUGGUACAAACUAUUUUGAAGCGGCCUACAACAAUUCAGCAAGUUUUGAGAAAGGCUCCCAUGAUUGUUCGACCAACUUCAGCAGGACUUCCAAACAGUUUAAUUCUGUAGCAAACAACCUAGAAUGCAGCAACUGGAUUCUACAACUGAAGAAUAUCACGCUUGAGCUCUCUGGCUCCUAUGAAUGUAUCUUUACCACAUUUCCAAUUGGAACAAGUAGCUCAAAAAUACGCCUUUUUGUUAAGAAAAGAGAUUACAAGAAUUCUGUGUUACAAGCUUUACUCAACCAGACCUUAGAAAUUCCAUGCGUGAACAGUAUGCCUCAUUAUAUAAACCUGACAAAUGCUUCUGUAACGUGGUUAUUGCAGAAAGAAAAUGGAAAUGAAGAGAUCCUAAUCAAGAAACCAUCCUUUUACCUUCAAGGCUAUACAGCCAAUCUCACUGUCUACAAGGACAGAAUCCAAAUGAGUUCAAAAAAUGCGUUAUUGAUUUCUCCGGUGACAGUUAUUGAUGAUGGCAAGAAGUUUGUCUGUUCAAUUGCCACUCUCUCCGGAAGAAUUCAGGAAAGUGCCACUCAAGUGAAAAUAUUUGCAAAACCAGAAAUCUCUAUUGUGUUCCAUACAUAUUCCAAAGGAAAGGCACACUUCAAAUGUGUGAUAAAGAAGGCAUAUCCAAAGCCAAAACUUAUAUGGUACAUGGGUGGAAAGAUUCUGAAUGAAAAAUCUGAAGGCUUAUUAAUUGAAAAUAAAAAUAUAAACCGGGUAGGAAGUUUUUAUGAGAAGACAUCAUUCUUGUCAAUAUGGAAUGUAACUCAUUCAUCCAUUAAUGAGGCCUUCAAAUGCAUGUCUGCAUACCACCUCACUAGAAAUGACAGAUGGAAAUUUUCGUCUAAAGAAAUACUUAUUCCUCAUGGAUUUCAGAAUACAUCAUUGGCAUAUUCAGAAUUCAUUAGUCACAUUACUGCCACUUCAGAUUCACCCACAGAAAGGUUACAGACUACGCUUUCUGAAGCCUCAGAAGUAACGCUCGUACCAGAUUCCUCUACAGAAAAACACUUGCAUUCUACUAAAAUGCUACGAAGUGAUACUACUACAAAGUUAUUCAGUGAAUCCACAGUACCCCAAAAAAUCUUGCAUUCUACCAAAUCCCUGCAAAGUAGUACUACUACUAUGUUUCUCCGUGACUCCACAGUACCACAAAGAAACCUGUCCAUCAGAAGAGUGACUGAAGUAGCCACCAUGAAUAGCUCUGCUAAUUCAUAUACUGUAAAAAAUGACCUUAAUACUGGUUCUGCAAUGGUUCCAAAAGAUAGCGCAUUUCCCUGGCCAGGAAUUGUGACUUUUCUGCUUCUCUUCUGCACAUGCUUAAUCAUUUGUGGGAUCAGAAAAUGGUGUCAGCAUCAAAAAGAAAUUAUGAAUAAACCUCCGUCUUUCAAGCCACCUCCUCCACCAGUUAAGUAUUCCUCCAUCCAAGUCUAUAAUGAAAUUUACUCAUCUGGUGAUGAAUUGGAAAAUCUGAAAUCGGCCUGAAAAUCUAUAAUGAUCCAGCAUCAAAUGGCAUGCUUAUACUGUAUGGCUUUUAUAAUAAAUGGCAAGCAUUCACCGG